This is a messenger RNA of Aedes albopictus (Asian tiger mosquito), 3893 nucleotides long. It is a transcript of the gene Mkp3, whose product is annotated as dual specificity protein phosphatase Mpk3. Gene Ontology annotation, cellular component: cytoplasm; cytosol. The record is from RefSeq and is a predicted model, not a curated record. Bases 862 to 2226 code for a protein of 454 amino acids. Gene Ontology annotation, biological process: negative regulation of MAPK cascade; protein dephosphorylation. Lineage: Eukaryota; Metazoa; Arthropoda; Insecta; Diptera; Culicidae. Gene Ontology annotation, molecular function: MAP kinase tyrosine phosphatase activity; MAP kinase tyrosine/serine/threonine phosphatase activity; protein tyrosine/threonine phosphatase activity. The transcript has 5 exons.
CAGUUUGGUCUUUCGCUGAAAGUUUGUAGAUCCAGUUGAUGAUAAUUGUUGAUUCUAACAAAGUUCUACACGUUUAAUUCGCAUUUAACUUUCUGAACAACUGUCAUUUAUUCCCAUUUUCGUUCAUUUUACGAGUUUGCAAGCCCUGAUGUUUUGAAGCUGCAAAUGGCCAGCGCUGUCCAUUCCCUCGUCGAUGUCAAAAUUCAUUGAAGACUUACACAAUCGCAGGAGGCCAACACUCACGCAAAGCGCCGUUGCUUCCAUGCUUGUGUUGUUCAGUGGCACACAUGCCCAUUUUCAGCCUACUAUUGGUAUUGGUUCGCCCAACACCAGCACAGGCGAUUUUAAUUCAUUAUUUCAGUCGGAUUUCGUUCAGAAAGAACACGGCCUGCUUUACUUGGUGGAGUCGCUUCAUACGCUUCGGUGGUGUGGUCCAGUUCUGAUGUCGCUCCUCUCGGCCGUCGUUAUCUGUACCGUACGCAGUAGUCCGUGUUUCGUGCCUCCACUGAAUACACUGAAUUGCUACUCCUAGUGCAAUCUGUCCAGUUAUCACACAAGCGUCGUGCAUAAUAAAUAGAUAGCGUUUUGCUUGGCAAAAUAAAACAAUAACAAAUUAAUUUGUGGUGCGAUGAGUAACGUCUAGGUGUGUCGAAAAAGAAAAGUCUUCGAAGACGCCGCGAUCCAAGUGACCGACCGUAGAGGAAGUUUUUUGAGAUAGUUGUCAUGAAGAAGUGAAUCCGUUGGUGACCGUGAAAGCAUCUGAUUUACAGCAUCGCAGUAGGCGGUGCAGUGUGUUGAUUACCAUAGUGAUUGUUGUUCUUUUUUUCGAGUGUUGUUCAUGCAGUAGGCUUAGUGUCCGAGAUGCCUGACCACGAUAUCGAGAUAAUAACAAGCGAGCAGUUGCACAGCGAGCUGCGAAAAUCGCACAAAAAUUUUAUCAUCCUCGACUGUCGCAGCUCCAACGAGUUUACCGAAAGCCACAUCCGUACGGCGGUAAACUUCAGCAUUCCGAGCAUCAUGCUGCGACGGUUUGCCGCUGGCAAGAUCGACAUCACCUCAACGAUCAAGUGUCGCGAUUUGAAAGAAAGGAUACUGUCCUGCUACAAGGAGAGCACCUUCGUGUUGUACAACAAUAGCAACGACGGAGUGAUCAACGAUCCUGGCUACAAUAAUCAGACGACAAAUGACACUACAAUCAACGUGUUGCACAGAAAACUAAAGCAAGAUGGCUGCCGAGUGGUGUGUCUUGAAGGCGGCUAUGCGAACUUUCGGCAAUCGUUUCCGGAGUGGUGCGAGGAUGAAGUCAUCAACGCUAACCUGCAGUCGGGAUGUGCCGCUACCGAACAACUGAUGGGAUUGAGAUCGCUUCGUAUAUCGAUUCCAUUUUCGGACUCGGCCUGCAGCAGCAGCACCGAGUCGUCCGACUGCGAAAGUACAACGAACUAUCUCGCCGAGCCGGCCAACGUCGAGCCGGUCGAGAUCAUGACCGGCCUCUUCCUCGGCAACGCUUCCCACAGCGAGGAUCUCAAAUCACUAAAAAAGUACAAUAUUAAGUAUAUACUGAAUGUUACACCCGACUUGCCAAACGUAUUCGAACGCGAUGGACACAUAAAGUAUCUUCAAAUUCCAAUCACUGAUCACUGGUCCCAGGACCUGGCCGGGCAUUUUCCCAAUGCAAUAAAAUUCAUCGACGAAGCCCGUUCCAAGGGCGUCGGAGUGCUAGUUCACUGCCUAGCGGGCGUCUCCCGGUCGGUGACGGUGACGCUAGCCUACAUCAUGUUUGCCCGGGCGCUCAGCCUCAACGAUGCGUUCUCGUUAGUGCGGGCCCGCAAGCCGGACGUUUCCCCCAACUUCCACUUCAUGGAGCAGCUGCACAGCUUCGAGCGCCAGCUGAACCUCGACGCCACUCACCGAGCGAAACUGCUUCCAGGUGCUUGCUCAUCCGCCUCGACGCCUUCCUCAUCGUCCGUUAGCGGUGGUGCGUUUCCAUCGUCCAGCGGACUGGGCGGUCUACAACGCAAUCUAUCCAGCGAUCAACCGCCGGGGUCGCAGGAUCGCAGUGGGCCACGAACCCACAUGGGAAAGUACAGUUGCACCUGCUUUGAAGUCGAAUGCAAAUGCACCCAGGCAGCCAUCGAACUGCUGGGGCCGUUCAGUAGCGGCAUCUCUCCCGAUUCCGGCAUUGAGUUCGACAGGUGGACACCCAGCAGCAAUACGCCUAAAUGAGGUUUUGCCGUAGAGAAGACGUUCGCUCUUCCAGACCCGAUCCCGCCACAACUGCCAACCGAAUCAUCGUCUUCGCAGCCUUCUUCGAUGGAAUCGCCGGAGGCUACCGAGCAGUGAAUCGCAGCAACCGGAAUCUGGGAGAGUUAAUGCUUUCUCUACACAGCAUCAGCCAUAUUGGAGAACAGAAAAGAAAUCAGGUUUGACUACCCCCUUUACACACGUACAGUUUUUGCCACAAAACAAAGAUUUUAAUGUAAAACAAUUGAUGUUAGUUCCUUCAAAGGAAUCCAAUUAGGAGCAAAAAACUGUACCCAUUGUUUUUUGAAUGUAUAACCGGAAGGAAGGUAAUUCCUUCCGCAAGUUGCAAAUCUACUUUAGAACCAGAUCCACGUGGCAAACCGCUUAGAAGCGUUCACAUGCACUGAAAAGUUACGAAACUUGACGGUCAAAUUGUUUUUGGAACGCUCACCGGGACCGCCACGUGGAUUGCGCGUUGUUUUCAUUGAAAAAUAUACUCAAUGAAAUUAUGAGACGUACCGUCACAGUUUUUUGGAUCCAAAUUUUAUCUUGACGCAUUAAAGUCAGGCCAAUCUAAUUAAAAUUUAAUCGAAAUUGAACCAUAAUUUGUAAUAACAAACUGUAACAGUUUUUUCUAUAAAACCCGAAAUGCAAAGUUACAUAAGAAACUUUUAACAAGGUAAACCCCUACAAAACCUACGUUUGAACGUAAGCAAAGCUAGAAAUGGCGACUGUUUUUCGCUGUAUUUGUAUUACAAUUAAACUCAAAACUACUAAGAACGUGAAUUAGAUCGCUUUUCGAAUGCAACUAGCAAAUUCAUUAAAAAUAAAACAAGCAAAUGUCUGCCACACAUUUGCUGAACUGUACAAUUUACUAGAUUUUUAAGUUACUUUGGUGUAAAAUGAUCGGAUAAGAAUCUUUCAAACACGAAUUAUAUUAUAUUUUAAACAAAUUAGUUAUUACUAAAGAACUAAACAUUGAGUUUAUUGGUACGAGAAGAUAAUCGGAAUCCGGUAAGUUUAAUAGGUACUCAUACACGAAAUAUUUUAUUUAUGUUGAUCCUUAUAUUCUUGAUUUAUCAAUUUAAAUAUAUUAAUUCAGCUACUGUCAAACAAAGACAUAUAGGCAGCUGUCGCCAAAAUCAAAACAAGAUAUGAAAACGAACAAAAAUCCAGUUGAUUAGAUGUUUAUUGACUAGCUUGUAUAAUUAACUCAAAAAACAACAAAGCAAACAAAACAGUAACUGUUGGUUUUACACAAGUUGAUGGGAGAACAAAAGUCUAAAAUGAAUUCAAUUCUAAUCACAAUUCAAAGUAAAAUGCAAAGCAAAACAAAAGUCACAAUUUACAAAAACAAAACAAAAAUCGCAGAAAUGAAUCGCAUAAAAGAUAACUGAAAUCACACAAAACAGAAACACUUUCACUCAAAGUCUAAAUGAAACAUGUUCCAGCGUACUAUGUAGAAACAAACAAAAAGAAGAAUAUUGAAACAAACUAAAAGAGGAAACACAAAAAAAAAACAUGCAAGCAGGCCGUUGUUUUUUUUUAUUUCAAAUAAUUUUACAUGAUGCUACAUUAUGGAUAACUAUGAAAGAAGGAAACACUAUAGAAAUAUAUUCAUGAUAUUUAUGUCAAUAGUAGCAGCUGUA